Messenger RNA from Argiope bruennichi, 646 nucleotides. RefSeq names its product larval cuticle protein 1-like. Lineage: Eukaryota; Metazoa; Arthropoda; Arachnida; Araneae; Araneidae. Gene Ontology annotation, molecular function: structural constituent of chitin-based larval cuticle. Gene Ontology annotation, cellular component: chitin-based extracellular matrix. The transcript has 2 exons. The coding region runs from base 2 to 436 and encodes 144 amino acids. The record is from RefSeq and is a predicted model, not a curated record.
UAUGCGUCGUCACUUUCUCCUGUUGCUCGCCCUGCAGAUUUGCAAAUUAUCUGCAGCCCAUCUAGGUUAUGGCAGAAAGGUGCCCAUACCGGCUGGAGGACGAGUUCAGUACCAGUUCAUCCAUCGAGAUUCCUAUCAAUUCGGUUAUGACACUGGAACGGGUCCUAGUCAGUCAUUCCGGGAAGAAACUCGGGAUUCUAAUGGCACUGUCCGUGGACGCUACGGAUAUAUUGAUCCUCUCGGUACUUUACGCAUCGUGGAUUAUAUGGCAGAUCACACAGGAUUCCACAUCCUCUCUUCACUACAACUGACGGCUGAAACACCUUCUACUACUCCACGGCCAACCCUCAAAACAACAACAACUAGGAGUCCAAGAAAUCCGAUUCAGUUGCCAUUUUUAGGAGCUAUACCUCCAUUUUUGCCAAGACAGAAGUAGUUCUGUUUUUGGAAGACAGAAUUUAUUUUCAAAUAAGAGUCGAUAAUCUCCUCCCCCCCCCCAAAAAAAAAUCUUUUGCAGAUUUUAAAAUUACAUUUCAAAUUUCGCUACAUCAUUUUAGACGAUUUUAUAAUAUUAAUUGAUUGUUGCAAAUAAAUAGUUUUUAAUUUAUCGAUAAAAAAAAUAUUCUUUUAUUUUUAAAUGAUGUGA